This is a messenger RNA of Mesoplodon densirostris (Blainville's beaked whale), 6728 nucleotides long. It is a transcript of the gene EVC2, whose product is annotated as EvC ciliary complex subunit 2. Gene Ontology annotation, cellular component: plasma membrane protein complex; ciliary membrane. The record is from RefSeq and is a predicted model, not a curated record. The transcript is spliced from 22 exons. NCBI's taxonomy places the organism in Eukaryota, Metazoa, Chordata, Mammalia, Artiodactyla, Ziphiidae. The coding region runs from base 56 to 3961 and encodes 1301 amino acids. Gene Ontology annotation, biological process: smoothened signaling pathway.
UGCUCCAACUCGGCCUUCCCCCGUCACGUCUGGGGUCUCCCGUCCCUGGCUGGCGAUGGGCUUGGCGUGCGCCCGGGGGCGCGCCACGUGGGUGCUGGCCGGGGGCCUCCUGGCUGCCGCCCUGGCGCUGCCCGCGGGGUCCGGGCACCGAGGCCGGCUCCCCGCGGACCCGGGUCCCCUCCGGCGCCCCCUCGGCGCCCAGCCUCCCCCGGAUCCCCGCUCGGCUCGCGGGGUGGGGCCUGAGCAGACCGCGGAGGACUUGUCCCAUGGAAUUUGGCCCAGUGUGGAAAGCUCUCACUUUCUGACUGCAGUAGAAGCACCAUUUGGAAUGAAAUUCAAUAAGAAAACUGAAGUCUUUAACCCAGCCCCGACUUCUGCAGCCUCUAGUGGGCCGUGGAUUCAUUCUGUUUUUGCUUUUAUACCCUCGUGGCCCAAGAAGACCUUGUUUAAAAGAGAGUCUGCUGUAACACACCACUUGUAUGGAGACAUUUCAAGAGACAUUCAAGGAACUUCUGAGAAUGGAGUCAUUUUUCAGAAAUGUGCAGUGGUGUCCGUGCAGAGCGAGUGGCCGACAGCUCAUGUGCGUCUGUUUGUGAACAACACCAGGACGCCUGCGGCUGCCAACCUCUCUGACCUGCUGUUACUGGACAACAUCACUGGCCUCACCGUUAGGGAGUCGGCUGGAAACCAGACCUCAAGAGGGUUCCAGGCUUUCAGGAAGAAGUUUCUGCAAGUUGGAGACUCCUUCUCCGUCAGCUACACAGCAUCACUCGAGGCCAGAGACGUUGGGAGUGGAGAGGUCCUGAUGCUUCCUGCCCAGCUCUCCUUCCAGAGUUCAUCACCGAACAGAGCCCAGCUAAAAGCCCUUUUCACCAUAACAACAGAAGAAAAGAUAACGGUUCUACCAAACCACGGCCUCCACGCAGCAGGGUUCUUCGUGGCCUUCAUCCUCUCCCUGGUGCUGACCUGGGCCGUGCUUUUCUUCAUGGAUCGAUAUCAGUGUUUGAAGGGAAGCAUGCUUACCAGACAUCAGGUUCAGCAUCAUGAGAGCAAGCUGGAGCGCUCCCAGUUCACCUCAGCUGAUGGUAUGAAUGAAGAUCUCGCUCUAAAUGACCAAAUGAUAGACAUUCUGUCUUCAGAGGACCCCGGGAGCAUGCUUCAAGCCUUAGAAGAGCUGGAAAUUGCAACCCUGAAUUGGGCAGACUCAGAUCUGGAAGCUUGUCGAACCCAAAUCAGCAAAGAUAUCAUUGCUCUUCUACUGAAAAAUCUGACCAGCAGUGGCCAUCUCUCCCCUCAGGUAGAGAGGAGGAUGGGUGCUGUUUUCAAAAAGCAGUUUCUGUUGCUGGAGAAAGAAAUUCAAGACGAGUAUGAUCGGAAGAUGGUGGCCUUGACAGCUGAGUGUGACCUGGAAACAAGAAAGAAGACAGAAAGCCAGUACCAGAGGGAGAUGGCAGCAAUGGAGGAAGCAGAAGAGGUUCUGAAACGUGUUAGUGAGCGGUCCGCUAUCGAAUGCAGCAGCCUCCUGCGAACCCUCCAUGGCCUGGAACAGGAGCACCUGAGGAGGUCCCUUGCUCUGCAGCAGGAGGAAGACUUUGCCAAGGCCCACAGGCAGCUGGCCAUUUUCCAAAGGAAUGAACUGCACAAUAUCUUUUUUACCCAGAUAAAAAGUGCUAUUUUCAAAGGGGAACUGAAGCCAGAGGCAGCGAAAAUGCUGCUGCAAGAUUACUCUAAAAUACAGGAGAAUGUAGAAGAGUUAAUGGACUUUUUCCAGGCUAGUAAGAGAUACCAUCUCAGUAAAAGAUUUGGCCACAGGGAGUAUCUGGUCCAGAACAUACAGUCAUCAGAGACCCGUGUGCAGGGCCUGCUUAGCACUGCUUCUGCUCAGCUGACCCUCCUUAUCCAGAAACACGAGAGAGCAGGCUACUUGGAUGAAGAUCAGAUGCGGGUGCUCUUGGAGCGGGCUCAGACAGAAAUCUUUUCUAUAAAACAGAAGUUGGACAAUGACUUAAAGCAGGAAAAGAAAAAACUCCACCAAAAAUUAAUAAUUAAGAGAAGACGAGAGAUGCUGCAAAAGCACAAGGAGCAGCGGAGAGAAAGGCUGUCCAUCGCUGAAGCCUUCGGGGCGGCUGAGGAUGCUUGCCAGUACAUGGGCCAGUGGCGGAGCCUGGUGGCCGAGCACAGCGCCACCCUGGAGGAGCUGCAGGAGCGCCUGGACCAGGCUGCCCUGGAUGAGCUCAGGGCCCUGACCCUCUCACUGUUGGAGAAAGCCACAGAGCAGCUGCGGCGGCUGCAGAACUCUGUGAUGACCCAGGAGCUGCUCAAGCGCGGGGUCCCCUGGCUCUUCCUGCAGCAGAUCCUGGAGGAGCACAGCAGGGACCUGGCUGCCCGGGCCGAGCGGCUCGAGGGCGAGGAGAGGGACAGGGGCCAGGAGGGCAUCCAGAGCGUGAGGCAGAGACUGAAGGACGAUGCUCUGGAGGCCUCCAUGGAGGAGCAGGCGGAGCUGAGACACUGGGAGCACUUGAUCUUCACGAAGCUCUGGUCCUCUGCCUUCUCCCUGUCCGAAGAGGAGCUGCUCGGGAUGAGGCAGGAAGUUCACGGCUGCUUCGCUCAGAUGGACAGGAGCUUGGCCCUUCCCAAAAUCCGGGCCCGAGUCCUGCUGCAGCAAUUUCAAACCGCAUGGCGAGAAGCAGAGUUCCUGAAAUUGGACCAGGCACUGGCCGCCCCUGAGCUGCAGCCACAGUCCAAGGCGAGGAAGCCACGCUCCAAGAGCAAAAGCAAGACAGACCUUUUGAAGAAGUGCACUGAAGAUAAAAUUCAGCUCUUUGAGGAACAGGCCCCCGAAGACCUGGUUGAAAAGGUCCGAGGAGAGUUGCUUCGCGAGAGGGUACAGCAGCUGGAGGCCCAGGAGGGACGCUUUGCCGAGUCCCUCGUCUCCCUGCAGUUCCAGAAGGCGGCCAGGAUGGCCAAGACCCUGUGGGCGUACACUGCCCUCCUGACCAUCCAGGACCUGCUCCUGGAGGAGCUGAGUGCAUCAGAGACCCUGACCAAGUCAGCCUGCACGCAGAUCCUGGAGUCGCACAGCCCGGAGCUCCAGGAGCUGGAGAGGAAGCUGGAGGACCAGCUGGCACACCAAGAGGCAGCCCAGCUGCAGCGGGCCCUGGAGAGUCGGCAGCAGUGGGCAGGUGAGGGGCCUGGGCUUCUGCACGAGCCGGAGGAGGAGACAGAUUCUGAAAGGCAGGUUUCGGCUGUCCUGCGACGGGCCCUGAGCAAGGGUCAGAAGUUACUGGAGCAUCACCAGCAGAGUUUGAGAGAGGAGCAAGAGAACAGUGUCAUGCUUGAAGAUUUGCUGGAGAAUAUGGAGACGGACACCUUUGUGACCCUGUACAGCCAGGAGCUGAGACUGGCGUCCUACCUGUCGAAGCUGACGAUGCUGCCGGGGGGCACGCUGCGUUGGCUCCUGAGCGUGGCUGUGCCUGCAGCCUUGCAGCCCGAGCUGCUCUCCGUGCUGGAUCCCGUGGGCCAGAGGCAUCAGGACCACACAGCGGAGAGUGACAGCGGUGGGGUGCAGGCUGACCUGGGCAGGAGGGGGAAACAUCAGGGCUGGUGGCAAGCCUUUGAGAGCAAACUUCGAGGAGAACUGAUAAGCAGAGGAUUAGAAAAGAUGCUCUGGGCUCACAAGAGGAAGGAGAGCAUAUUAAAGAAGACGUGUCCCCCUCUCAGAGAGAGGGUGAUAUUCUCUGGAAAACGAAGUUGGCCACACCUGUCACUGGAGUCCAUUGGUGAACUGGCCCCGGUGCCCAUUGUAGGAGCAGAAACCAUUGAUUUAUUAAACACUGGUGAAAAGCUCUUUAUCUUCAGAAAUCCAAAGGAGCCGGAGAUCUCACUGCACCUUCCUCCCAGGAAAAAGAAGAAGAACUUUCUGAAUGCCAAAAAGGCCACUUGGGCCUUGGGCAUGAACUAGCCCAAAGGAAAGCCCCAAGGAGUCUGAAGACAGAAAGAUUUGUUUUCUCCUGCCCACAUGAGUGUGUGUGUGUGUGUUUAUAAUGUACAACUUGCAGGUAUUAAUUGCACUUGCAGAGAACAGAUACAUCCACUCUCCCUCCCUCACCAUGACUUUCAUGGGCUAAGUUUAAUCUGGUCCCAUGAAUUCCCAGAUGGCCCAUUCCCUUUAGCAUCGCAAGGGACAUGAAGAGACAGGGGACCAGCCCGUGAACCCUCAUUGCUUUCAGUCCCACCUUGCUGAGGGUCUAGAGGAGACCCAGGACCCUAAUUCACAUCCCCACAACACCUGGCUGAAGAGUGGGCUGUAUACUGAAGGCAAGGCUCUCUCUCUUCUCUCACAUUGUGUGUUUGUUACAUAUUCUAUUUUUAUCAAGGGAGCUUUUGAAAGAAGAGCAUUUUCCCUAAAGCUCUUCUCAAGGGAACUCGUCUUUGCUUUCUGUAGGAACCAUUUAUUUUUAAUCCCUUCUUGGUUUUGGCCCUCACGUUGUGAUGUUCAAUGGAAAUUUGCCCUCCAUCUUUCCAGGGGCCAGAAGAUGUGCCAGCCACUGGGCGAUACCAUAUCCAACUCAAAUCAGGAAACUCAGAGGCUUAAGAAGGUAAGGGGAUUUAGGAAAGAUCAUAAAGCCAAUAAGUAACAAAGUCAGGACUCAUUGAACUCUUUACGGCCCCAAACCCUUGUCCCUUCUCCUGGACUUGGUAAAUGGACACAUACCUGCCCUCAGGUGUUUGCCAACAAACUGACUGCACACAGGUCCUCGUGUUGCACAAAGUGCUUUCCUGUGCCCUGACCCUCUCCAUCCUCACAGUGUGGUUGGAUCAUUAUAUGAGCUCUUCUGAGAACCAGGCAAAGAAUACAAUUAUAAUGGGUCUUUCCUAAGUGUGGGAAAUGGUUAGGCAGGGAAUCCUGUCACCAAUGAGAAGAAAAGGGAUUCUGAUGAAGCAUCUCUUACAUGAGUUGCUUCUAGACCUUUACAGCUACUUGAACCCACUUAUUUUUUUAAUAUACAGCAGGUUCUUAUUAGUUAUCUAUUUUAUACAUACUAGUGUAUAUAUGUCAAUCCCAAUCUCCCAAUUCAUCACACCACCACCACCACCGCCACUUUCCCCCCUUGGUGUCCAUAUGUUUGUUCUCUACAUCUGUGUCUCAAUUUCUGCCCUGCAAACCAAUUCAUCUGUACCAUUUUUCUAGGUUCCACAUAUAUGUGUUAAUAUACGAUAUUUGUUUUUCUCAUUCUGACUUAUUUCACUCUAUAUGACUGACAGUCUCUAGAUCCAUCCACGUCUCUACAAAUGACCCAACUUUGUUCCUUUUCAUUGAACCCACUUCUUUUUUUUUUUUUUUUUUUUGCGGUACACAGGCCUCUCACUGUUGUGGCCUCUCCCGUUGCGGAGCACAAGCUCCGGACGCGCAGGCUCAGCAGCCAUGGCUCACGGGCCCAGCCGCUCCGCGGCAUGUGGGAUCUUCCCAGACCGGGGCACAAACCCGUGUCCUCUGCAUCGGCAGGCGGACUCUCAACAACUGCACCACCAGGGAAGCCCUGAACCCACUUCUUAAUCCUUGACAAUACCCAGCAGAUGAGGAUCACUACUCCCAUUUUACAGCCAAGGAAACAGACUCAGAAAGUUUAAGUAACUUGCCUGUGAUCACACCAUGUGUAAGGGAGGAAUCCUCACUUUGAACUCAAGUCUCCUAGCUUUCAAACCCUUACCUGCCAUGAGACAUCGCAUUGCCUUUGGCAACCUGAAGGCCAAGUCUUAUUUGCAGUUUCCCAUCAGCAUGCGUGCAGCAUGGUGAUCAGGGAUCUUUGCCUGGGGUUGCACUUCUUCCAGGGGGCAGCUGUGUACCAUCAUAGUGGCUGCCAGUUGGCCAUAUCUCUGCAUUAGCAGAUAUGCACAAGUAAGCAGUUCAAAUGCAGGAGAGAAGAGUGGAUGGGGUCAGUUUUCCCAUCAGAAGCUCAAGUGAGAAGAGAGAGGAGAGAAAGAGCAGUGAUUUUCACACAGGAUAGUGGAGUGGAAAAUGCAUGGUCUUUGGUGUAAGCUUACUUAAGUUCAGAUCCUGCUCUGUUGCUCGUGAGCUGUGUGUCCUGUGGAAGUCACCUGACCUUUCAGAGCCUCAUAUUCUUCAUCAACAAAAGGAUGAUGAGAAUCCCUUGUUAUGAGGAUUAGAUGAAACUGGAUCAGUAAAGUGUUUGGUGGUGUUGUGCACCUGCCACAUCUAUGUCCUUCUGUAGUCCUUGAAGGUGACCCAUCUGCCUUUCUACUAAUUUCCUGAUUCUAGGACUCUGCUAGAAUUAUGCAUGGUUGAAAAUAGAUUGCACAUAAGGAUUCGAAAAAAUAGCUCAAAAUUAUGGGCUGAAGGCUGAUUGAAUAGAUUAUUAGCAACAACAGGAGGUGCUCAAGCUAUUCAAAAUACAGCAUUUGAACCUAAUAAUAACUCCUUAUGUUAAUAGACAAAGACUAGCUAUUGAUUUAAUUUCUCUAAACUCACUGCAUGAGAAAGACAAAGAUGUGAUAGGGAAAUCUUGUGCUCCUGGAAUCAGGUAGCUCAGGUUUAAAUCCUGGCUCUACAACUUUUAAGCAAGUCACUUUACCACUCUGAACCUUAGUCUUCUCAUCUGUAAAACGGGGGUCCUAAUACCUACCUUAGGGUAGGGAUGUCACAAAGAGUGAAGAUAUUGGAUAUUAUAUAAAAUGUUGGUGUUCAAUAAAAUGUUGAUAUGCAAUAA